AUGGCUAAAGAAUAUCAGAAGUUGCUUGACGAGCACCUGGAAAUAGAGGCUAAAAAGUAUGAAGAGAGAAAAGAAAAUGUUAAAAGAAAGCAAAAAAAUCAACAAUUCGAGUAUUCUGAAUUGGACCUAAUAGAUUCUAAAAGCGUCAAUGAAUUUGUUGAAAAAUUUAAUAAAAUUUCACGUGAGAUUGGUGAUACGGAACCAGUUCUAUACAAAAUGGUCGAAUUACUCGUGAGACAUCCAUCCUCAUGGCCUCGAAUACGUUUCAUAUUCUCAAUAAUCAAGAAACUACUCAGUCAAAAUCCGAUGCCAUCAACAUUAAUAGUUGUCGAACCAGACAUUGACAACAACAACAAUAUGAUAUCACGUGCUUCAAUGCAACAAGAGCCACAAGUUACAAUUCCACAAUUACUUCGAUUUUUUCCAAACUUUUUCAAUAUCAAUUUUCCAUCAUUAUGGAUGGGCGCGAUUUGUUUCCUCUUGAUUAUCAUGCGAGAACAUGAACGUGAUUUUGUGCAAGUGAAAUUGGAAUUAGUUGUUGCCCUGGUUAAAGUGGUUAAAGGGAUUUUUAAGAUGUGUAAUACUUUGCCAAAGAUACUUUCUGAAGUACAGUUUGAGUGUGUCGAUAAGAGUCAUCAAUUUAUUGAUGCACUUUUGGUCGGGAGAGGUUGUAGUGGUGUUGGUGUUGUUUCUUUUUAUCAGAUCAUUGUGGAGUUACCCAAUAUUUACGGUGAACCAGUGAACGGGCGUUUCAAAUAUGUUCAUUGGUCGAUGGAACAAAUCAUUGAUGAACUUUGUAAACGAAGAAAAAAACUUUCACAGUUGAUGAUUCCACCUGGCAAUCGUAGUCAUGAAUAUGUUCAUUUAGCUUCCUUACCAAAUAAUACGCCAUUUGCUAGUGAAUAUCAACAACUGAUCAAAGACGAGCAAACCACCGACUUAGCAUCACACUUUCGCGACAUGUUUUUCCAACAUGCACCGAUUGAAGAAGUCAAAUUAAUGGUAAAGCUAAUGAAAUCGAGUCGAAUUGGGUUGCAGCAGAUACGCGCGGCUAUUCGCAAAAGGGUUUUGGAUGUGCUAAAGUAUACGCAGCGAAGAUGUGAUUUUAGAGCAAUAAAAGAUUAUUCAGCACAGCCGUCGGAAAUGUUGAUACCAGAAAAUCUGGAUUACUGGGAGCUUAUUUUAGAAGUCGCUGAUCAGCUAUAUAGUUUGGUUGCUGCAGACUACUUAAAAUACGAAGAUUUGCUCACAGAUUUCGUCAAUCUGGUACAUAGCAACAAUAGUAUUGAACCUCGUCGUCGACCAAUUAUUGCAAAAGAUAAUACAUUGAUUUGGUUGCUUUUACAACUUUGGCGUAUCCUUUUUAUCUUCAGUUUCGAUUUUAUUACGCAUAUUGAAAAUGUCUCAAAAGAAAUAUCAAAAGAUCUUCAAUCGGACGAACGCCUUUUCCUCAUGUUUAUCAGUUUAUAUAAUGAAAAUCAGAUCAAAUCACGAGACGCGUUCUAUCUAAGGGAUUUGUCUUUGCCUUGUGGGUUGAUUCUUCAACAUGAAUCUUUAAAAAAUAAAAAUAAUUUAAAGUAUCGACAUCCUUCCUUGGCGCCUGCAUUCUAUUAUUCGCCAUUGUGCCAUGAAUUACUGCGCACUUUUCCAAAAGCUUAUAAAGAACAAGUAACAAACCACGAUCUCUUUCGAGACCUGCCACUUCAAAAAAUCAUCGAACUCGCCACUGUAAGUCAAGCGCAAAAAAUAGUAGUCGCGAACACGUUGUAUGUGUACCUGGUGCCUGACAUGUCGGUCAAUAUUAGUAAAUUGGGUUUUCAGCACGCAAAAUUCUUGAAGGGUGGAAAUUUCGGUUAUAAGUUGCUGGAGUAUUUGAAUGUUUGUCAGAAACAUAGACUCGCUCAAAUCAUUUACAAAAUGAUGCUUGGAGAUAGUUUAAUUUUCAAAGACACUUCGCAACAGAUUAAUUGUGUUUCUCCAUAUGUUCUUGAUGUGGUGUACAAGGUGCUUUACGGUGCUCCGUGGUCUCUCGAAUUAAUGAUGCUCGAGAUAUUUCAAAAACUAAAAAAAGUGGAUAUUUCACACAAGAUAAAAAUAGAAACGAUUAGUAGUGGUAGUAAUAACGUUGGAGGUAGCAGCAAUAGUGGUGGUGCAAAUAGUGAACAACAACAGCAGCAAGCAUCAUCAGAAAACUUGAUGUACUGGCAACACACAAUUCUCGAGCUUUUCAAUUUCCGACUAUUACGCUUUCUAAAGUUCUUGCCGCGUGCGCCUGAUUUUUUUGAUUAUAUAAAGUACUCGCUAUCACAUUUGGAACAUCGACAGAUGUACCGAGGGGUUGAGAUGUUUGCUAUCCACGCUAUGAUGAUACAAAUAAAUGUCAAAUUUAUCAGAUCUAUCGCAGACCCUAAUCGCGAUAAACCAAUAUGGUUUGCUGAAUCUGAAAUGUUGGCGCGAAUUAUGAUUUUGACUAUUUCGAGACUGAUAAAAUUCAGAGGCUUUUCUGACAUUUCUCCGGAACUUGUACAGAACGUACUUGACAUUCUAUGUUCUAAACCAUUAGCCUGGUCAGAAAAUACACUCAAGUACUUUCCGGAUUCCAUAAAACUGUAUCUUGCUAAUCAGACUAUUGAGAAAACUCUGGAACCGAAAGAUGUGAUUAAUAAAAUUUACGAGCUUUUCAAAACAGAUAAUACAUCACAAAAACUGCUAAAAGGUGUGGCAUUGGAGAAAUCUGAAGAGGAACUUUUGGCGCAGCAGUAUUCUCAAGUUGAGAAUCAGCCGAUUUUAUUGUGUAUUAUAUGGACUAUAUGCGUGGUUAAGAAACAAGUGAGCUCGACCUUGAUGGAGCCACUGCGUAAACUUUUACUACAUUUUCCUCCGUCACGUAUGUCCACGUACACUAUCGACAUGGUGGAUUUUGUGGUUGAUCAAGAAUAUGAUACUACCGGUAUUGAAGUGCCAUACAGACUACUUGGGGAUCUGAUAUGGACGUACCAAAUAGUAGCUUUUGAACACGUAAUUUUUGCACUAAUACGUGGCAACAGAGAUCACGAUCACAAGGCCAAAGUGGCGUUCGGAUUUCUCGACUACCUAUUAUUCAAAUCUGAAGGGUUUCAAUCUCGAGUCGAUUACUUUAUCUCGUUGAAUUUCAACCCACGGUACUGGACCGAAGACGACUACCAUGAUAAAUUGAUGAAAUAUCUGGAAAAGUAUCCGGAAUUCUUUGAGUUUGAAGCAUUUGCAAUGGAUGGUUACGAAAAUGUUAAAAAAAUUCUGGAUCCUCCGGUCCCUACUCAGAUGCCAAUUUAUUAUUCUUUCGUGAUUGCAAGAACUCUCCCGAUUCUUGAUAUUGUGAUUGGACGAUUGAUUGAGUAUGGGGAGAAAGAGAUGCUCAUAAAGUUAUUGGAAAAGUAUGGAUGUUUAUACAAGUAUCAUCAGACCCCGUUGUCGUUUAUUCGAGAUUUGUUCCAAUAUUAUCAUUCUGAUACGCUGCGAGAUCCGAUAAUAAGUAAAAAAUUGCUUCACCUACUUGAUUUUGGCGAAUACGAUAUUGCACCUGAGUUAUUGCAGUACGCGUCUGAUGAGCAAAAUAAAGGAGAAAUUUUUGAUGAAAAGUAUUUCCACAGGGUUUUUCAAAAGCUUGCAGACUAUAUGUCCCCAAAAAAAUGCGGACCAAAACCAAACUCAAAACUCCCCGAGAAACAUUAUCGCGAAGUUUCAAAUCCAACGGUACAAGCUCUCUACAUAGCAUGUAUCGAGAUAAUGGCAACCCCUGUCGCGCCAGAAAAUAUCCUGACAAUGGCGUUAGAUAUUGUGCUUGGACGAGAUCGAAGGCACACUGCUGUCGCGCCGAUUGUUAUUCAUGCCAUCGCGUUAAUAUUUUCAUUUUUGCCGGCUGAUAUGUUUCUUCUUGGCACAUUUAAUGAAAUUAUUAAUGUCGUCAAGAGUGAUGCGCAUCUUUUGGAGUUUUCGGUGCCUUGUAAUUUGUCACGGAAAUCCUUUAGAGACCAUCCACCAGGACAAACAACAUCAUCUUCAAAUCUUCCACCCUCAACAACUUCAACAGCUUUUCCACCCUUAUUUUCCGCGCUUAGCCUUGAUGAUGUACUUCGUCCUACUGGACUCCAUACUGAUCCAUCCUCUACUUUAUCGCAAUUACAAUCAUCGCCAUCUUUACUACUACAACAACAACAGUCUAUCAGAACAAUAAUGUUUCCAUAUAUUUUCAACGACUACAUUUCAAAUCUUCACAACUACACCACAAAUGUUCCUAAUAGCUUUCUCACAUUUAUUCACAGCCUACUACACUAUUCGAAUACUGAGAUGCUCGAAUUACUCUUGUCGAAUUUGAUGUUGAAACCGGAAGAUGGGAUACGGACUGAUACCCAGAUCUUGUAUUUAUGUGCUUUGUUGGGGCCGGUGUUGUAUCGAAUGGAUAAAGCUCCGAUUACUUUAAAAGAGUUUCUGUUAAAUAUAUUGCACCUGCUUCAUCAUGUCACCUCAUCGAAUAUGCGUGUCGAAGAUAUUACCACUGGACAGAGUACACUGGCACUUGAGCAAAUCUAUGAUUUUUUACACCAUGUGAAACCAUUGAUUGCUUCAGACCACCAAGUGAUGUUACGUAUCCAGAAUAUUGUUCGACUUAUGAAACCAUCUAUUCAAAAUCGGUUAUGUGGGUUUAUGUGGAUCCCGGAUAACCGACGAUGA
Molecule: messenger RNA, 4710 nt
Organism: Ambispora gerdemannii
Lineage: Eukaryota; Fungi; Glomeromycota; Glomeromycetes; Archaeosporales; Ambisporaceae
Source: the annotation of a GenBank genome assembly